AUGUUGAAGGUCUUAUCUUUACUUAGUAUCAUAUUGAUGAUUAUUGCAAUUUCAGUCCCUACACAUGGUGAAGCUGAUUGGAGUCCUACAAAGACAAAUGUACGUGUUGAAAACCAAUUAGGCACAAACGUUUUUAUACAUUGUAAAUCAUCAGACAGUGAUCUUGGUGACCAUAAUGUUUUUAACAACGAUUUUGUAGAAUGGUCUUUUAGAGCCAACAUUCGUGGUACCACUUCGUUUUCUUGUGCCUUGUUUUGGGGUGACAAUGUGCAUCAGAGCAUAGUAAUUUAUGAUGCUAAGAUAGAUGAGUCAUUGUGUAUUUCCAAAUGUUUGCGAGUCCUUAAACCUGAUGGAGCCUAUUUUUACCAUCAAUACAAAGAUUCGUGGGAGAAAAGAUAUUCAUGGUAA
Vicia faba (fava bean) is the source of this 408-nucleotide messenger RNA. The record is from the annotation of a GenBank genome assembly. Lineage: Eukaryota; Viridiplantae; Streptophyta; Magnoliopsida; Fabales; Fabaceae.